Dermochelys coriacea (leatherback sea turtle) is the source of this 973-nucleotide messenger RNA. It is a transcript of the gene ZFYVE21, whose product is annotated as zinc finger FYVE-type containing 21. The record is from RefSeq and is a predicted model, not a curated record. Lineage: Eukaryota; Metazoa; Chordata; Testudines; Dermochelyidae. Gene Ontology annotation, molecular function: metal ion binding. Bases 320 to 928 code for a protein of 202 amino acids. The transcript has 9 exons.
GGGGAAGAUGUCGGGCGGGGAGGCCUGCGACGGAAAGAAGCUGGUUCGCUCGUCUAGCGGCCUCCGCAUGGUGCCCGAGCACCACGCCGCCCGCAGCCCUUUCGGCCUGGACGAGCCGCCUUGGGUGCCUGAUAAGGACCUCGUUCUAGGAAAAAGUUCUAAACUAUCAAGUGAAAUUUUGCCGAUAUCUGUUUAGCCUUCAUGGUUGCGGCAGGGAGGAGGGAACAGAACUUCCAAGAUAAAUGCUAUUUUUCAGAUAUUUGUAACUACUGAUAAUGUUGUUGAAGUGCAUAAACUAACAAAACUUUGUCCAAGAUGUAUGCAGUGUGAAACUAAGUUUGAUUUCAUAACCAGAAAGCACCACUGCAGGAGAUGCGGGAAGUGCUUUUGUGACAAGUGCUGCAGUAAAAAAGUGCCUCUGCCUCGUAUGUGCUUUGUAGAUCCUGUGCGUCAGUGUGCUGAAUGUGCUCUCAUCUCUCAGAAAGAAACGGAAUUUUAUGACAAGCAGCUUAAAGUGCUCAUGAAUGGUGCUACAUUCUCUGUUGCUCGGGGAACAUCAGAAAAAUCUGAGAUGAUGGUUUGUCGACUUUCCAACAACCAGAGAUAUCUGUUUCUGGAUGGAGACAGCCAUUAUGAAAUUGAAAUUGCACAGAUUUCGACUGUCCAGAUACUUACCGAGGGAUUUACUCCUGGAGAAAAAGAUAUUCACACUUAUACCAGCCUUCUGGAGAGCCAACACAUUACUGAAGGAGGCAAUAGUCGUGCCACAGGUAUGCUCCUGCAGUAUAAGGUACCAGGGUCAGAGGAGCUCACACAGAUGAAAUUUACUGCCAGUGAAGACUUCAAUUCUAACAAGAAGCUGUCAGCAGCCUGGCUAGCAGCUAUGCAUAAGGCAGCAAAGCUCCUUUAUGAAUCCCGGGACCAAUAACAGCAGCAAGUUGUCUGAGAUCUGACAGAAGAGACCAGCUCUAUG